UGUGUUGUCGCUUCCGCACUUGUUGCAUGUCACACAAGCCACAGUAAAUUAAUGUGUAGCUAACGCCAACUAACCAAAAUAGAGUACAUACUUUAAAAAUGCAUUUAACUGGUCUUUACUAAAAGUAGUUUUAAUCAUGCUCGCCGGUUAUAGUCGACGUUUGUAUCAUGUCACGACAGCAGUGUUUACAUUUAUUUAUUUCCGUGUUUAUAAAGGGAAGAAAGGUGUGCCGAGAACCGACAAAAAGCUCGAGGACACGGACGAACAUAAAGUCGCCUCGCGGAAGGAGACAAAGGAAAACAAACCAGCAAAUAACAAGGAUUGCGUAGGUACUGUGCAGUCAAUUUUACCAAGUCUACGGAGUCAACGCAAACCUCGAUCCCCUCUGAGCGACAACUCAAGCAUGCUGAUCCAGGAGAGAAAUGAAUCCGAUGCAACUAAUGCAUUCACAACAAAAUUAAAAAAAGACAUACCUAAUGAAAUAAAAUCUGAGAGUUGUGAGUCCAAGGAGCAGAAGCCUGAAAUGACUUGUUCCAGUCAUGAGAUCAGAAAACAAUCCACGGACCAACUUGAACAAAAAGACUCGACCACACACACAAGUGCAAAGUCUGCAGCAGCCAACAAAGUUUCAGACAAACCUCAGAGUAGAACUGGUCGCAAGCCCGGAGCAAAAAAGACGAAGAAUAAAGCUCUCCAAAACAGAAAGGUCACAGAUUAUUAUCCCAUCAGACGGAGUAACAGGAAAACAAAGACAGAGUUAAAGAGUGAGGAGCACAGACACAUCGAUGACCUGAUAAAGAACGACAUUGAAGAAGGAAUGCAGAUCAAACCCAUAGAAGGAAAGGGAAGAGGGAUAUUUGCUGCCAAGAUCUUCAAAAAAGGAGAGUUUGUUGUGGAGUACCAUGGAGACCUGCUGGAGCUAGCUGAGGCUAAAAUAAGAGAGGCCCAGUACACCCAGGAUCCCCAGAAAGGCUGUUACAUGUACUACUUCCAGUAUCAAUCCAAAACUUACUGUGUGGACGCUACAGAGGAAACGAGCCGUCUUGGAAGACUGAUCAACCACAGUAAAGCUGGAAACUGUCAGACUCGGCUUCACGCCAUCGAUGGAACGCCUCAUCUCAUCCUGGUGGCGUCCAGAGACAUCGUAGCCGAGGAAGAGCUGCUGUACGACUACGGCGAUCGAAGUAAAGCCUCCGUGUCGGCUCACCCGUGGCUCAAAUACUGAAUCCACGACGACAGGCGUUCAUAUUUCAGAUGAAUUGGUGCUCGUCCUGUUCAGCUUAAUGUAAAAUAAGCUAAGAAUGAACAGUCCUCAACAGGCUUUUUUUAUCGGGUAUAAAAUAUGUUAUAGUUUUAAACAAGGGCGAUCAACUCGUGAGUGUAUUUUUGCAACUGUUUUUUUUUUUAAAUCAUGGUUUUAUUUUUUAUUUUAUCAAAUAGUACCAGAUUGAAGCUUGAAAAGUGUUUCACAUUGUCUAUGGUGUUUCCUUUUGUAGUGAUUAUAAUUGACAAUUCAAUUUCACUAUUGUAAAUUAUUACUUGUGCCGUAAAUUAAGGGAUAAAACACUGAGUUUUCAUUCUAGCUGUGACAUGGUUCACGUUGAAGACUAUCUGAGGUAUUUAUGAAAUAUGGUGUUCUAAGAUGACACGCUCCUCCACUUAUUUUGGGCAUUUUUACUGUAAUUUGAUACUUGCCAGUGUGGAAAUGUAUGGGGGGGGAGGGGAGGGGGGGGUAUAACAUGCAACAAAGGUCCACGACUAGAAGGGAGCAGAAAAUGUUGUGGUUAUGUGGAACAAACCUUCAGGCUACCAAGUCUCCUAAAUGUCAUAUUUACAGCCAGAUUGAAGAGAAAGCUUCUGAGUUGUGAGACUAAAAGACACAAUAAGAGCACAAUAAAUGAAUAACAAAAUGUUGUGACUGUUGCCUUUCAGCUGCAUUUCUAUUGUACAGAGACACACAGUGGCUUAUAGAACAACAGUAAUGUUGACGGUACCUUUAGAUAUGUGCAACAACGUUUUGAGUGGACUCUGACUUUACUGAAUUAACAAUACAAAUGUAUUUGUCUACUUUGAGAUGAGAACUUGUAUUGGUGUGAAACAACACAUUAAAUAUUUUAAAAAUAA
Messenger RNA from Anarrhichthys ocellatus (wolf-eel), 2124 nucleotides. RefSeq names its product lysine methyltransferase 5Ab (gene kmt5ab). Gene Ontology annotation, cellular component: polytene chromosome; nucleus. The coding region runs from base 137 to 1225 and encodes 362 amino acids. The transcript has 7 exons. Gene Ontology annotation, molecular function: histone H4K20 methyltransferase activity; transcription regulator activity; protein binding. Gene Ontology annotation, biological process: regulation of transcription by RNA polymerase II; regulation of DNA damage response, signal transduction by p53 class mediator. Lineage: Eukaryota; Metazoa; Chordata; Actinopteri; Perciformes; Anarhichadidae. The record is from RefSeq and is a predicted model, not a curated record.